AAUAAUACCAAGACCCUACCACGCAAAGACGACGUGCUCGCUACCCUCCCCCACCUCCUCCCCAAGCCCAAGUCGCCUGCCCGGUUAGCAAGGAAGCAGGCAGGCAGCCAGGAAACUAGCAGGGAUAUUUGGUGGCGCGGGCGGUGUGAGCCAGCAGCGAGCAGCCAGCGACAGCAGCCGACCCGGCGCCGGCAGCGAGGGGGCCAGCGAGCCACCUGCCCUCCAUCUGGAACCCCGCGCGGGUCUUCGCCGGCCGCGGCCGGUGCGACGACGAGUCGGCACGCGCCGUUUCCCGCCCGCCCCCGGCCUCCCACCAUCCUGCGGGCCUCGCGCGGGGGAUGAUGAUUCCUAGGGAACCUCUGCGGCCGGAGCCCCCGUCCGACUCCUGAUCCCGAACCCCCCGCCGAUCGUAGCGGCGUCUCCGCUGCAGUGUCCAGACUAGAAGAUGGAGACUCCUCAAAUCGAGAUGGGUGGUUUCAAGGUCAACAGCCCGCAAGUGCCCAACGGUGGGCUACGGCCGACCAUGGGUGGGUCCUGGAACUCGCGGGGGACAAUCGAGAGGACGCUCAGGAGCAUCAAGAUCGUCAUUUUCACCUCCAAGCUCAACUUGCUGAUGCCAUUCGGGCCUGCGUCCAUCAUUCUCCACUUCACUUCUAGGAGGCAUGGAUUGAUUUUCCUUUUCAGCAUGCUAGGAAUAACACCAUUAGCAGAGCGUUUGGGAUAUGCAACUGAGCAGCUUGCAGUAUACACUGGUCCAACAGUUGGUGGCCUUCUGAAUGCUACAUUUGGAAAUGCAACUGAAAUGAUCAUCGCAAUAUAUGCUUUGAAAAAUGGAAUGAUUCGAGUAGUGCAGCAGUCGCUAUUGGGUUCCAUAUUAUCAAAUAUGCUGUUAGUUUUGGGAUGUGCUUUCUUUGCUGGUGGUAUAAUUCAUCGUAAUAAAGACCAAGUCUUCAGUAAGGCAACUGCAGUUGUCAACUCAGGUUUACUGUUGAUGGCUGUUAUGGGAUUGAUGUUUCCCGCUGUCCUUCACUUCACACAUUCAGAAGUGCGCCAAGGAGCGUCUGAGGUUGCUCUUUCAAGGUUCAGUAGUUGCAUUAUGCUCGUGGCAUAUGCGAGCUAUCUCUAUUUCCAACUGAGUGGUCGGAGCAACAUUUACAGUCCAAUUGGCAGUGAAGAGGUGCAUAAUGAGGAUGCAACGGAAGAGGAGGAAGAAGCUGAGAUUGGCAUGUGGGAGGCCGUUACCUGGCUUGCAGUGCUAACACUGUGGGUGUCAGUCCUUUCUGAAUACCUAGUUAACACUAUUGAGGGAGCAUCUGAUUCAUUGAACCUACCAGUCGCUUUUAUCAGUGUUAUUUUGCUCCCUAUUGUGGGCAAUGCAGCUGAACAUGCUAGUGCAAUAAUGUUCGCCAUGAAAGAUAAACUUGACAUAACACUAGGUGUUGCAAUUGGCUCAUCAACACAGAUAUCAAUGUUUGUGAUUCCAUUUUGUGUUGUUAUUGGUUGGAUGAUGGGGCAAAAGAUGGACUUGAAUUUUCAACUUUUUGAGACAGCAACUCUCUUCAUAACAGUACUUGUGGUGGCAUUUAUGCUACAGGAUGGCACUGCAAACUACUUGAAAGGACUUAUGCUGAUCCUAUGUUAUCUGAUAGUUGCUGCCAGUUUCUUUGUUCAUGUUGAUCCGCAAUCGAGUGAUGGCUGAGGUCACAGAUGCUGUAAGUAAUGUCCAAAUACCUUCGAGGACUUGAUAAUCCUAUUCUGUUGAGGUGCACCACCAUAGCAAUGUUCAGCCUGCCUGAAGCAGCAUUUUGGCACUGGAACAUCACCCAUGGACGGUUCCUUCAUGAACUGCUGAAGGAAUUCUUGGAUUUAUGUGGAUACUGAGGGGUACUAGUGGUAGUCCCAAUGUAUACAAAAACAAGAAAUGUCAGCCUGUUAUAUUCAAUUAAUUGAGUGAAUGUGGCCCUUUUUUCCUGUAUUCCUCGGGUUUAUUUAUUGGGUUGCACAAUGUAUAUUUGGGUAUGAUUGAUGCUGGCAGAAGUUUUCUUCCCCUC
Panicum hallii is the source of this 2051-nucleotide messenger RNA. Its product is annotated as vacuolar cation/proton exchanger 3. Gene Ontology annotation, biological process: intracellular calcium ion homeostasis; calcium ion transmembrane transport. The transcript has 12 exons. NCBI's taxonomy places the organism in Eukaryota, Viridiplantae, Streptophyta, Magnoliopsida, Poales, Poaceae. Gene Ontology annotation, molecular function: calcium:proton antiporter activity. Gene Ontology annotation, cellular component: plant-type vacuole membrane. The record is from RefSeq and is a predicted model, not a curated record. The coding region runs from base 446 to 1699 and encodes 417 amino acids.